This is a messenger RNA of Tachyglossus aculeatus (Australian echidna), 2167 nucleotides long. It is a transcript of the gene SNTB1, whose product is annotated as syntrophin beta 1. Gene Ontology annotation, cellular component: intracellular anatomical structure; dystrophin-associated glycoprotein complex; synapse. Lineage: Eukaryota; Metazoa; Chordata; Mammalia; Monotremata; Tachyglossidae. The coding region runs from base 72 to 1583 and encodes 503 amino acids. Gene Ontology annotation, molecular function: protein binding; structural molecule activity. The record is from RefSeq and is a predicted model, not a curated record. The transcript has 7 exons.
CCGUGGCCCGCGCAGCCCGGCCACCGCCGGCCGUCGAGCAGCCCGGGGGCGAGGCGGGACAUGCCGGGGCGAUGUCGGUAGCGGCGGGGCCGGGGGCCGGGGGCCCGCUGGAGGUGCUGGUGCGGGACCGGUGGCACCCGGUACACGUGCACUUGGAUCGGGACGCCCUGGUCCUGAGCGGCGGCGGCGGCGCGGCCGAGGGGGGCCCGGGGGGCGCGGACGCCCCCGGCCCCGGGGUGCGCACCGCCUUCACCGACCUGCCCGACCAGGUGCCCGAGGCCGUGGGCAGCCAGAAGCGCGCCGUGACCGUGCAGAAGGCGGAGACGGGCGGGCUGGGCAUCAGCAUCAAGGGCGGGCGGGAGAACCGGAUGCCCAUCCUCAUCAGCAAGAUCUUCAGGGGCCUGGCGGCCGACCGCACCCGCGCCCUCUACGUGGGCGAUGCCAUCCUGGCCGUCGACGGCGCCGACCUGCGCGACGCCACCCACGACGAGGCGGUGCAGGCGCUCAAGCGCGCCGGUGGGGAGGUGCUGCUCGAAGUGAAGUACAUGCGUGAGGCCACGCCCUAUGUGCGGAAAGGUUCGCCGGUGUCUGAAAUUGGGUGGGAGACACCCCCGCCGGACUCGCCGCGGUUAGGAAACGCCACUUCCGACCCCCCGAGCCCGCUACCCACUGCCCUCCAAGGAGACCAGAAGACCAUCCCUCUCCGGAUGUGCUAUGUGACUCGGAACGUGGCCCUGCCGGACCCUGAGAACAGGCAGCUGGAGAUCCGCUCUCCGGACGGACGGCACAGUGUGACCCUGCGGGCCCCGGACUCAGCCUCGGCCCAGGCGUGGUUCAGCACCAUCCACGCCAGUGCCAGCAGCCUGAUCCCCAAGGUGGCCGCAGAGGUCCAGGAGCAGCUGGGCAAGAUGGGCGUCGUGGGGGGCCAGGAGAUCCGCCACCUUGGCUGGCUGGCAGUCAAGGCGCCAGGAGACGAGGAGAAGCCGUGGAAGCCGGCCCUCGUCGUUCUCACCGAGAAGGACCUGCUGCUGUUCCAGAGCAUGCCGCGGAUCAAGGAGGCCUGGCUCAGCCCGGUCCACACGUGCCCACUGCUGGCCACCAGGCUGGUGCACUCGGGCCCCGGGAAGGGGUCUCCACAGGCUGGCGUGGAUUUGACUUUCACUACUCGGACUGGGACCAGACAAGGCAUCGAGACCCACCUGUUUCGGGCGGAGAGCAGCCAGGACCUGUCCCAGUGGACAAGGAACAUAGUGCAAGGUUGCCACCACGCCGCCCAACUCAUUUCACAAGUCACCACCCCUUGCACAUACAAAAACCAGGAGUGCCGCCUCACCAUCCACUAUGAGAACGGAUUCUCUCUCACGGCUGAGCCACGGGACGGAGCCUUCCCCAAGACUAUCAUACAGUCGCCCUACGAGAAACUGAAGACGUCAUCGGACGACGGAAUCCGGAUGCUCUACUUAGACUUUGGGGGAAAGGAUGGUGAGAUGCAACUGGACCUGCAUUCUUGUCCGAAACCAAUAGUUUUCAUCAUUCACUCCUUCCUCUCGGCUAAGAUUACAAGACUCGGUCUGGUAUCCUGAAACGUACUGACAACUUACCAAGAGCCGGACAAUGUAGAAGCAGCAUUGGAUGUCGCCACCUCUGGCAGGGAGGAGCGGAGUGGGUUUCAGGGAGUUUUGGUGAGUUUGGGCGGUCCUCUAAACAAACUGCUCUCAUUUUGUAAAGGAAGGGGUCGAGUAGGACAAGUACCAAAGGAAUUUCAGAAAGGGCUCAACUUUCAUCAAAAAGGAAAAGGGAUGGAUCCUUUGAGUCACAAGAGGCAACCGAUACUGUACAUAUUGAUUUUAAAAGCCCCCAAAUUCUAACCAUGCUGUCUUUUUCCUUGUGGGGCAAGUCUUAAGAAGUACGAUUGUGCCUAGUUCCACGUUCCGGUUUUUAGGGAAUAAGGGCUAAACAACUGAAGGCUGAGUGUUUAUCGCAUUGGAAUUUUAACCACCCAGUGACUAAAUUGCGUCUCAAGAUAAACAUUUUUCAUAUAGAUAUCAUUUUUAGAAGCUAGAUCAGGGAUCGAGUUCUGGCUUUUCCUGUAAUAUUAAGAUAUUUUAUGUGAAGGAAUGUUAACAAAAAGAAAAUCAGGUCGAUCUAGCAGCAUCUGAGUCAGGGU